AUGACUUCUAUUCAAAGGCGUACGCCAUGCUAGACCCAAUAACACUAACAAGUGGCCGUCCAGAAUUUAGAUAUAAAGGCCCCUCCAAAGUCCCGGUAUCUUGAAACUUUACAACCUCAAACACACACACAUACACACAAACACACACACCCACAAAAAAAAAAAAGCAUCAACCUCAAAAUAUCAUUACAAUACCUUUGAUCCUUCCGAGGACUCCACAACGGCUCUCAGAACCUGCCCAUCGAAACCGUCAAACCCAACUCGUGGGAUCGAAACACUACACAUAAUAUUACGAUGUGCUGUGAUUAUUAUGAGGUUUGGACCUGUGGUACAGAGCACGCUAGAAAGGUUCGGACAGAUAAAUGUCGAUUGGCAAGAAGAAUUGGAGCCCUAUGCGCAUGGAGAACGAGACCGCGCAUAUACGAACGUGCCCAGAGAGGUACUCAAUGCGAUAGAUGCCCAAGGAGAGCAUAUCAUUAGGCUUAUGGAGGACGAGGCCGGUGAGAACGUCUUGAUGGCUGUUCAAGCUGGUUCUGGUAGCGGAGCAUGA
Messenger RNA from Hymenoscyphus albidus, 550 nucleotides. NCBI's taxonomy places the organism in Eukaryota, Fungi, Ascomycota, Leotiomycetes, Helotiales, Helotiaceae. The record is from the annotation of a GenBank genome assembly.